GACUGUGAAUCUUAUAAUUCAGGAAUGCAAGAAUAAAGGUUCCAUUCGGGAUGAGCCCCAUCCUAGGUUUACCACACAUGGCGAAGAUGCAUGUAUAAUUCCAGCUGUUUCGAACAUUUUAUUAAACUGCUGCAUAAGUUCGGGAAUAGUUGGAUUUAGAUGUUUCAGACCCUACUGUUUGACGUCACCUGCGUAGUGCCGGCAUUCGCAGUUGCGGCGCAGCACAGAAGCCGCUACUUAAGGCUGCCAACAGGUGACGACGGUGGUUCGCUGAGGAGCGCGACUGAUGGACAACCGAAGGCUAGGGUCACGUCAUCUUCUCGGACGAGUCCACGUUUUGAACGCGACAAGACCAAAGACUGCUUGUGUGCAGACUGCCACGAACACGGAGCGACCCAGACAACGUGCAUCGCCUCUCUACCAGCGGGAGAGCGCGUAUGAGCAUGUCGGGCCUUUUUUUACUAAAACAGUCAAACAAUGAAAUGGAUGUGCGCAGCACUUUUUCUUCUUUCAACGUGCUCUAUGCGGUGCGAUGGUGAAGGAUGGGGAUGCCCCAAAUACAACAUCAUCUGUGAUUUCCUCUGCAAAGUACAAGGAUAUGCAUAUGGUUACUGCAAUAACCAACCGGAACGCGACGGCUGUCAUUGUGUUAAUAAAACAUCAUUUGAGUUUCAAGAUGGUAAGAUUUCGAAGAAAUACUUACAAGAUUCUGGAAGAUAUGUGGAAGUUUUAGAGGGUCACGGAUGCCCGAAGAUUUCCAACUGCGCUAUUGUUUGCCUUGUAAAUGGCGGGGAUUUCUCUUUGUGCAGUCAAAACGCCCCAUAUCAUUGCUAUUGUUACCUGCAUCUCCGACCAGGUGAAAAGGCCACCAAUGGCACCGUCCUUUAUACCACGGCAGCGCCAACUACAGCGAUGCCUACGACUGCACCACCUGCGACAGUUAGCCCUGCGGUAUCUGUUCGAGAUCAGGUGUGUCCCAUGGGCGGUCCCAUAUGCGAACUAUAUUGCCAGCUCGAUGGAAGCCCGUUUGGGUACUGCAUUCGUGGAAAACAGCAGUGUCAUUGCGUUAGCCCACAAUUGCAAUAUUUUCGUGGUGCCGAUACAUCGUACAAGUAUUACCUUGACCGAGGACACUAUGUUAAACAAUUGAAUGGCACAUACAGCUGUCCAAAGUUACAGGACUGUGCCGCUGCUUGCCUCAUGGAACACAGGGCCACUUUUGCAGUUUGUGGCCGGAACCCACCAAAUCUCUGUUACUGCUACAUAAAACGACAUUGAAGUGAGCAACAUACAGUUGCAGAAAACGAUGAAAACAUUAGCGCCUGAAACGAUGAAAACAUUAGCCCCAGCGGGCCGAAGACGCCGCAAGAGCCCAAGGGCUCAGGUCGUCAUCUAGGUAGAGAGGCCGAGGUCUCGCAAAUCUGCUAGACAAAUAAAGUUUAUUCCUCGUCCUCCUUUGGAACUUGACCAGGCCACAGCGGGAAACACUCAUUCACCAUAUAAUAAUAAUAAUAAUAAAACACUGAUCAAGCAAGCAGAAGUAUCAACGUAAUUAGAUAGUUUUAAAUUAGUAUUUAUAUAUUGGAUAUGAAAAGAUCACAAGUGAAAAUUGGCAACAACAGCUUGCCUCAAAGCCUAAUGGCACUGCAUAUUUCGAGACAUUAUACAACCAUAGCACGACAGUGCAUUGGUUAUAGUAGAAACAACCAUGCAUAACAUUCUAAAUCAAGACAUCAAUAAAAAAAUCAUAAGCCAUUCCACCCUGUGAAUGUGGAUGGCCACCUUCACAAAGAGGUCAGUGCUGCGCCUGCAUUACAAUGAGGCCGAAACGCAAGAACGCCCGUUGACCGUUCAUUGGGGUCGCGUUAAAGAUCUCUUGGUGGUAAAAAAACAUUUAUCCGGAAUCCCCACUAUGGCGU
This is a messenger RNA of Dermacentor silvarum, 1919 nucleotides long. RefSeq lists its product as uncharacterized. The transcript has 10 exons. The coding region runs from base 478 to 1278 and encodes 266 amino acids. NCBI's taxonomy places the organism in Eukaryota, Metazoa, Arthropoda, Arachnida, Ixodida, Ixodidae. The record is from RefSeq and is a predicted model, not a curated record.